AAACCGAUGUUUUCUAAAUCGGCAUUGAGCAUUAUCGAGUUCCGCAAGGCGCAGCGAGCCGAAGGUCCGGCUACCAUCAUGGCCAUCGGGACUGCCACACCGCCUAAUUGUCUGCUCCAAAGCACGUAUCCCGAUUACUAUUUUCGUAUUACAAAAAGCGAGCACAGAAAAGAACUUAAAGAGAAAUUCAGACGCAUGUGUGACAAAUCUAUGAUCAAAAAACGAUACAUGUACUUGACAGAGGAGAUCUUGCAAGAGAAACCGAACAUUUGUGCUUACAUGGCACCAUCGUUAGACGAGCGACAAGAUAUUGUUGUCGUGGAAGUACCCAAGCUCGGGAAAGAAGCCGCGACACGGGCAAUUAAGGAAUGGGGCCAACCAAAAUCGAAGAUCACCCAUCUUGUAUUUUGCACUACCAGUGGUGUUGACAUGCCAGGAGCUGAUUACCAGCUCACAAAGCUUCUCGGCCUUCGGCCUUCAGUCAAACGCUUGAUGAUGUACCAACAAGGUUGUUUUGCUGGUGGCACCGUUUUGCGUUUGGCCAAAGACCUGGCUGAGAACAACAAGGGGGCCCGCGUACUGGUGGUCUGUUCGGAGAUCACGGCAGUGACUUUCCGCGGGCCUGAUGAAAGCCAUCUCGAUAGCCUUGUAGGCCAGGCUUUGUUCGGCGAUGGUGCAGCUGCAAUAAUAGUCGGGUCUGACCCAAUGCUCGAUGUAGAGAAGCCGCUUUUCGAGAUUGUUUCUGCUGCCCAAACAAUUCUCCCCGAUAGCGACGGUGCAAUCGAUGGACACCUUCGUGAAGUUGGGCUUACGUUUCAUCUUCUCAAAGACGUUCCCAGACUUAUCUCGAAACACAUCGAAAAGAGCCUUUUAGAGGCCUUUCGACCCUUGGGCAUCAUAGAUUGGAACUCCCUUUUCUGGAUCGCGCAUCCGGGCGGGCCUGCGAUUUUAGACCAAGUCGAGGAAAAACUAAGCCUGAAGCCCGAUAAAUUGCGGGCCACACGACACGUGCUCAGUGAAUACGGAAACAUGUCAAGUGCUUGUGUCUUGUUUAUCCUAAACGAAAUGCGACAUGCUUCGGCUACAGAUGGGUUGAACACCACGGGCGAGGGGCUCGAGUGGGGCGUGUUGUUUGGGUUCGGACCUGGGCUUACCGUCGAGACCCUGGUCCUCCAUAGUGUGUCCAUUUAAUUGGUCCAUCCUACUCCUUGAUGUGCCCAAAUACCUUCUAUUUGUAAUUGUAAUUUUCCUUUUCUCGUGCCAAUA
Molecule: messenger RNA, 1266 nt
Organism: Cynara cardunculus var. scolymus (artichoke)
Lineage: Eukaryota; Viridiplantae; Streptophyta; Magnoliopsida; Asterales; Asteraceae
Product: chalcone synthase 2
Exons: 3
Coding region: 7-1191 (394 amino acids)
Biological process (GO): polyketide biosynthetic process
Molecular function (GO): acyltransferase activity, transferring groups other than amino-acyl groups
Source: RefSeq, a predicted model, not a curated record